Molecule: messenger RNA, 2501 nt
Organism: Syzygium oleosum
Lineage: Eukaryota; Viridiplantae; Streptophyta; Magnoliopsida; Myrtales; Myrtaceae
Product: calcium-dependent protein kinase 26-like
Exons: 5
Coding region: 712-2268 (518 amino acids)
Biological process (GO): peptidyl-serine phosphorylation; intracellular signal transduction; protein autophosphorylation
Cellular component (GO): nucleus; cytoplasm
Molecular function (GO): calcium/calmodulin-dependent protein kinase activity; calmodulin binding; ATP binding
Source: RefSeq, a predicted model, not a curated record
CAAAUCAAAAGUAAACGGAAUUAAAGAAAGAGUUCGCAUCCGAGGAGUGGAAGGGGAAGCCUUUCAAUUUCAAAAAAGCAGGGGAAAAACAGAGCACCCAAAGCACCCCCAGCACAGCAAAUCGCCAUCGCCAGAGAAGCAGAGCAGAGAGAGAGAGAGAGAGAGAGAGGGAGGGUGGGAGAGAGCCCCACAAGCAGAGAGAGAGAGAGAGAGAAGCCAAAUAGUUCAGCUUGUCCUGCUCCAACGGCAUCUUCUUCUCUCUCUCUCUCUCUCUACCUCUGUCUCUCUAUCUCUGUCUCUCGCUCGCUCGAAGUCUUCGCUCUCUUGCUCUCCAUGUAAGCGCGAUGCGUGGAUGCUGAGCCGUCGCGCGUGCUCUGGAAAUUUGCAGCAGAGAGCAUUUUGGCUUUCGGAUCCAGAUGAUUCUCUUGGGGACUGAAGUCUAUUCAGAAUUGUUUCCCGCAUUCCCAGGAAAAUGAUGUCGUGACCAUCACGGUAAGAGCCCUCGUCAACUUCAGCAAACUGGUCACAUGAGAACCUUCUUCUCGGAUUUUGACCUACGGUAUGCUUUUGGAGAAAAUGAGGAUCUUUGACUUCAAAACUCGGCAUUCUUAGUUGCGCCGAAAGGGUUUGAAGCGUUUGAGGGCAGACAUUAGUCUAGAAUAGCUUUGGAUCCUACCCAAGAAUCUGAUAAUCAUUGGGUAAGUCUUUGUUAUGGCUGUUGCCAAGAGCAACAGCAGCAGCAGCGAAUCAUCAAUAAAGGCGUGCGACUACUAUAAAGUUGCUGGCUUGAGCGAAACGAUUUUGGGUGCAGAGCAGAUCUCAAACUUGAAAGAUAGAUAUGCACUCGGUGAGCAGUUGGGUUGGGGUCAAUUUGGUGUAAUCAGGGCAUGUUCUCAUAAGUCAACUGGGGAACUCCUCGCGUGCAAAUCGAUUGCCAAAGAUAGACUGGUGACAUCCGAUGAUGUGCGUAGCGUGAAGCUCGAGAUCGAGAUAAUGACUAGGUUAUCUGGGCAUCCAAAUGUAGUUGAUUUGAAAGAGGUCUAUGAGGAGGAAGAUUACGUUCACUUGGUGAUGGAGCUUUGCGCUGGAGGGGAACUGUUUCACCAGUUAAUGGAACAUGGUCGAUUCUCUGAGGCUGAGGCUAGGGUUCUUUUCAGGCAUCUUAUGCAAGUGGUUUUGUAUUGUCAUGAGAAAGGGGUAGUUCAUAGAGAUUUGAAGCCGGAAAACAUUCUAUUGGCAACCAAGGCCUCAUCUUCGCCCAUUAAAUUGGCUGAUUUUGGUCUUGCCACUUACAUUAAGCCCGGACAGAGUCUGCACGGGACUGUUGGGAGUCCAUUUUACAUAGCUCCAGAGGUGUUGUCGGGGGGUUAUAACCAGAGUGCUGAUAUUUGGAGCGCUGGGGUCAUCCUUUAUAUUCUCCUCAGUGGGAUGCCGCCAUUUUGGGGGAAGACCAAAUCAUGUAUCUUUGAUGCCGUUAGAAUAGCUGAUCUGCGAUUCCCAUCCAGUCCUUGGGAUUGCAUCUCUGCAUCUGCAAAGGCUCUCAUCAAGGGUAUGCUUUGUGUUGAUGCUUCUCAAAGAUUCACAGCUCAGGAUGUUCUAGAACAUUCCUGGAUGGACGAACAUGGACCAAAUGUUGAAGUCCUAAAUCUAUGGGAGCAUAGGGCUUCUGGAGGAUUUGAUGAUUGUGGAGUGUCGUUUUCUGCCACGCAUAUGCCUAGGGAUCAGGAUAUCAGCUUUGGCAACAGAACACACAUUACAUGUGAAGCUCAGUCACCCACAUUUACAUGCAGAUCAUCUUUUUCUUCCUUCUUUCCUGAACCAUCAACACCAUGCCUUGCUUCUGGUGGGUUUUCCUUCCGCAGCUGUGGUAGUUCUGGUGCCCUGGAGUUCUCAUCUCCUAUUCCCUCAAUGCCAAGCUUUUCUUUCUUCAGUCCCGGUUCGAUGAAUGGACAAGGAAGUGCUCCAUCAGGGUUGUCAUCAUAUGCGUCUGCAGGUGGAGAGGCAAGGUCGGGUAAGCUGUUUACCUUGCCAAGUUCAUCACUUGUCGUUUUCAACCAUUUGGUGGGAGAGGAGGAGCAUAAAAUAGCUGAAGUUAAGAGGGGCGGAGGAACAACUGAGCAUAGAGUAUUGGGCAUCCAUAGCAAGAGGAAUAGAACGAUUGGCCUUGGCGAGCAGGAGCGACUAGAUCUUGUGGUGACCGAGUCAGUCAUCCGGUGGUCGUCGUGCACAUUGAUUCCCACUUCUCUUAGAUCUUCUCUUGUCUGCUGAAGAAAUUGGACAUGGUGCAAUCUAAGCUACCUAUCGUAUAUGUGCUAAUUUGACAGUGCUGUGACCUAUUAGUGAGCGGAAAAUAUUUGUGUGACGACGGAGCAUUGUCCUCAUUAGAUGUACAAUUUGUAACUGGAGAUACGAUUGAUGAGGAGUGGCCAAGGAUUAAACAUUAUUGGGUGAAUGUCUUGCUCUUGAGUGAUUGUAAUGGUGGAUUUUCUCAACUUUUGUUA